Messenger RNA from Porites evermanni, 937 nucleotides. NCBI's taxonomy places the organism in Eukaryota, Metazoa, Cnidaria, Anthozoa, Scleractinia, Poritidae. The record is from the annotation of a GenBank genome assembly.
UUCAGAAAGUAGACAAAAGUAAUCUCCCGCAAGGUCAGCCUAAGCAAAGUUUAAAACAACGAUUUAAAAGAGUAUCUGUGUUUCUGAAAAGUUCAGUCAAUUAUCAAAAUGGUUCGGGAACUAAAUAUGGACACACAGCGUCAGAACUUUUGGAAAGAGUCCAUCGAUAAAGAAGCUUUUGUGCGCCUGGCUUGGCAUGCGAGAUACUCGAAGGAAUGGGCUCGUGAUGCAGCCCAAGUGGCCCAAAGACCUCGCAAAGAAGGGCUAAAAAUAAACGCUCUGCACUCACUGAAACAAGAAAUGGAAGCAAAAGAGAAAGAGGAAAAGGAGAGUCGUAAAGAGGUAGAGGAAACGGCAAAGAAAGACCCGGAAUCGCUUCUUGUUGAAAUGCGUCCCGUGUCCAGAGAUACAAGGGAACUUCUCUACGAUGGCUUCAGCGCUCUUGGUGGAGGCCGCUAUGCGUAUUUACAGAAGAGGAAGCUGAAAGACCCGGAGAUAAAAUACGAAUUUCCCAUCUUAAGCUCGUGGGAAAUUGGAUGGAGACUCCAGGAUUGCGUAACCCAACACGGUGCGCCGAAAAAUGGUCGUACGAGGGUUAUUCGAGACAACUUUUUCCGACCAAACGGAAUCUUCUACACAUCAUAAACUUUCUGAUGAAACAUUAACUUUAGACGCUUGUUACUCUUUUUGGAGAUCGUUCUGGACUUCAGUGUUUUAUUCCCCUUCAGUUUUAACAGUAACUUUUGUGUAUACGCUUGCUCUGUUGGAUGUUUUUAAUUUUCAACUCUUUUUGAAGCUGGGUCACAGUUAAUUAGUUUUGCGAUGCACUCAAGGUGCGAUUAAUCGAUUUGAUUGAAAAAUAAAAAAUAUUGUGGCGGUUCCGUCUUGUUUUGACCAAAAAGUAUAGUGCAGACAAAAGUGUUUAUACUGGUUUUUU